This is a messenger RNA of Balaenoptera musculus (blue whale), 3222 nucleotides long. RefSeq names its product leucine rich repeat LGI family member 2 (gene LGI2). The coding region runs from base 1 to 1638 and encodes 545 amino acids. The record is from RefSeq and is a predicted model, not a curated record. Gene Ontology annotation, molecular function: protein binding. The transcript has 8 exons. NCBI's taxonomy places the organism in Eukaryota, Metazoa, Chordata, Mammalia, Artiodactyla, Balaenopteridae. Gene Ontology annotation, biological process: inhibitory synapse assembly.
AUGGCGCUGCGGCGGGGCGGCGGCGGGGCGCCGGGACGGCUGCUGUUGCUGCUGGGAGCCGCGUGCCUGAUCCCGCCGAGCGCGCAGGUGAGGCGGCUGGCGCGCUGCCCCGCCACUUGCAGCUGUACCAAGGAGUCCAUCAUCUGCGUGGGCUCCUCCUGGGUGCCCAGGAUCGUGCCGGGCGACAUCAGCUCCCUGAGCCUGGUAAAUGGAACGUUCUCGGAAAUCAAGGACCGAAUGUUUUCUCAUCUGCCUUCCCUGCAGCUGCUAUUGCUGAAUUCUAACUCAUUCACAGUCAUCCGGGACGAUGCUUUUGCUGGACUUUUUCAUCUUGAAUACCUGUUCAUUGAAGGGAACAAAAUAGAAACCAUUUCAAGAAACGCCUUCCGUGGCCUUCGUGACCUGACUCACCUUUCUUUGGCCAAUAAUCACAUAAAAGCACUCCCAAGGGAUGUCUUCAGUGAUUUAGACUCUCUGAUUGAACUAGAUUUAAGGGGCAAUAAGUUUGAAUGUGACUGCAAAGCCAAGUGGUUGUAUCUGUGGUUGAAGAUGACAAAUUCCACUGUUUCUGAUGUCCUGUGUAUCGGUCCACCAGAAUAUCAGGAAAAGAAGCUGAAUGACGUGACCAGCUUUGACUACGAAUGCACAACUACAGAUUUUGUUGUUCAUCAGACUCUGCCCUACCAGUCGGUUUCAGUGGAUACGUUCAACUCCAAGAAUGAUGUGUACGUGGCCAUCGCUCAGCCCAGCAUGGAGAACUGCAUGGUGCUGGAGUGGGACCACAUCGAAAUGAAUUUCCGGAGCUAUGACAAUAUUACAGGUCAGUCCAUCGUGGGCUGUAAGCCCAUCCUCAUCGACGACCAGGUCUUUGUGGUGGUGGCCCAGCUCUUCGGCGGCUCUCACAUUUACAGAUACGACGAGAGCUGGACCAAGUUUGUCAAAUUCCAGGACAUAGAAGUCUCUCGCAUUUCCAAGCCCAACGACAUCGAGCUGUUUCAGAUCGAGGACGAGAAGUUCUUUGUCAUCGCAGACAGCUCCAAAGCCGGUCUGUCGACCGUGUACAAAUGGAACAGCAAAGGAUUCUACUCGUACCAGUCUCUGCACGAGUGGUUCAGGGACACGGACGCCGAGUUUGUUGAAAUAGACGGCAAAUCACACCUGAUCCUAUCCAGCCGCUCCCAGGUCCCCAUCAUCCUCCAGUGGAAUAAAAGCUCUAAGAAGUUUGUCCCCCACAGCGACAUCCCCAACAUGGAAGAUGUGCUGGCCGUAAAGAGCUUCAGGAUGCAGAACGCCCUCUACCUUUCCCUCACCCGCUUCAUCGGGGACUCUAGGGUCAUGCGGUGGAAUAGCAAGCAGUUUGUGGAGAUCCAGGCUCUCCCAUCCCGGGGGGCCAUGACCCUGCAGCCCUUUUCUUUUAAAGAGAAUCACUACCUGGCCCUGGGGAGUGACUAUACGUUCUCCCAGAUAUACCAGUGGGAUAAAGAGAAGCAGCUCUUCAAAAAAUUCAAGGAGAUUUAUGUGCAGGCGCCUCGUUCCUUCACAGCCGUCUCCACUGACAGGAGAGAUUUCUUCUUUGCAUCCAGUUUCAAAGGGAAAACAAAGAUUUUUGAACACAUAGUUGUUGACUUAAGUUUAUGAAGGUGUGAUUGGUGAAUUUAAAAGACGCGUAGCUUUAGCUGUCACAAGAGAGGACCAAGGGGGGAAAAAAAAGCCAAGUUCACAGGUCUGAAAUUACAAAUGCACUGGGGAAAUAGUUAGAAGUUUUCAAACUUUUAGAACUCAUAUUUUAAUCAGGGAUUGCAUUUAUUGGCUAACUGCAUGACAUGUCCAUUCUCCCACUUAAAAAGACAUCUGAAAGCCUGUAAUUACUGAGAAAGGAGUACAACGUUAACUCUUACCAUCUAGGGAAAUAAUGCUCCUUUUUUUCUUUUUAAUGAGGAAGGAGAAAAUCGGGUAAGAUGGGACAGCUCUUAUAAUGAAAUAAAAGCAAAAAAAAAAGACCAAACACACUAUGGGCCCUUCUCAUUCCAUUUUAGCAAUCUAGUGGGUAAGAACGCUUAAAGCCAAAGUCAGCUGAAAAGAUUUGCUGAUGAUUAGUUUAAAAAUCUGAUAACACUCAGCAGUGCUAUUUUGAGCCUUCCCUGUUUCCUGAAUCCCCCCUAAUAGCAGAGCCUUGACUGUUUCAUUGGCUCAUAUAGAUGGCUGUUCAUCACGGGUGUGUUAACAAAAUAACGUUUAACGUUGCUUCCUCUGCUACAGAAAAAAUAUUCUGCUGACACACGUAUUGGUCCAUCACAGGCUGUGGGCCCAGGAGUGAGACAAAGAAGUUUCCCCCUCUUCUUGUGGCUCAGAGCUGACCCCCAUGGUGGCCAGAGCAAUUGUGCUUGUUUGAUGCUCUCCAUGGCUCAUCUGCUCCUCUGGACCCAUGCUUUGAGUUUGUGGGUAACCAGCAGACAGGCCAAAGACUGAAUGGUGCUUUUUAUUCUGUCCUUUAGAGCGAUAGAACAGGUAUGUUCAUCUGUGGAGCAUUUGGUAGGAUUUCUGAAGUAAGGUUUUGUGGAGUCAGAGAGGGCUUUUUUAUACAAGUCUUGAUGUUCUUUGAAACCUAGAGAUGAUUCUGUGAUGGAUGCGUGUCUUUGUCCUCUGGGCUACUUAAUAUUUCAAGUAACUGCAUGCCAGCCUACCUACCUGCCCACCUGCCUCCCCGCCCACUCACGUCACCGUCCUGCUUUGUCUACUUGCUGAUAUUGCUGCUGCCAGUCCAAUCCUCCUGAAGGUGCUGAGGCACCACAUCGCAGAACCCCGGGUGUCCGUGACGGCAGUGCCCCUUCCUCUCCCAGGACGCUCGCAGAGGAGACCCAUGCCUUUACACAGGGUGACGUGCUGGCAGGGGCUCAUCCGGUACAGGCUGGGGCUGGGGGGUGGGAAGGGUCUCAGGUUGAUCCAGAGGGACCAGAUUUGGAGCCAGACAUACUGAAUCCCCGUCCACACGCAGGGGACAAGAUGGCCUCUCUGGUGUGGCCCAUUUAGGAAGCUCAUGGGGUCUGGUUUCGUGGAGGGUUCCAGGUAGAUAGUCUGCCUGGUUAGCUGGUUCUCUUCAGAGAAUAUGAAAUGAGUGCUUUCAAGAGCGGCUCUCAAAGAGAAAUCCAACAAGUUCUCUUGUGGCUGUGAAAGUACAGUCACCUUGUAUUGCUGUUUUUUUUGUUUGUUUGUUUUGUUUAU